UGAACGAUGGCAGGCCUACCAAAUAUUCCACACAAACGUAUUCAUAUAGAGAUUUUUCUCCAUCAAUUAUAGAUACUUCGUCUGCCAGAAAAGGUAGGAUACAAAAUGGCAGAAUCAGUUGUAUGCUUUGUGAUCGAUAAGUUAAUUUCACUACUCAUCACCACAGAAGCGAAACUUUCAAGAGACGUGCGUGCUGAAGUUGGUUUUCUCAGAGAUGAGCUUGAAAGCAUCCGAUCGUUCCUCAAGGAUGCAGAUGCUAAAGCAGCAGCAGCAGAAGGAGACAUGGUGACUGACAGUGCCAAAACUUGGGUCAAACAAGUAAGGGAAGCAGGUUUUUACAUUGAAGAUGUCAUCGAUGAGUAUUUGCUUCGUGUCACAAGGCACCAUCAAGACCGCGGAUUCGUUCGCUUUGUCCACAAAGUUGUUUGGUUUCUGAAGAAAAUGAAACCACAGGAUGAGAUAGCCUCAAAAAUAGAGGGCAUGAGAGCAUUGGUUAGUGAAAUCAAGGCUAGACAUGAAAGAUAUGGACCUAGUUCAAUUGAUCAGCAAGGUCAAAGCAGUGGAGAAAUUGUUGAUUCGUGGCAUGACCCUCGAGUGGCUUCCCUUUUCAUCGAGGAAGCUGAAGUUGUUGGUGUGGAUUCUGCCAGAGAUGAGCUGAUUAGUUGGUUGGUAGGAAAAGCAUCAGGAGGCGAAUACCGUGAAGUAAUAUCAGUGGUUGGCAUGGGAGGACUUGGUAAGACCACUCUCGCCAAGAAAGUCUAUGACAACCAAAAGGUGAUCGAACACUUCGAUUGCCAUGCUUGGAUUACAGUGUCUCAGACGUACAAGGUGGAGGAUCUUCUGAGGCAGAUGGUAAUGCAAUUCUACAAGGCCAGGAAGGAAUAUACCCCGGAGGGCAUUGACACAAUGGAAAAAGAAUCUUUAAUUAGAAAAUCAAGAGAAUUACUGCAGCAAAAGAGGUACGUGAUUGUGUUCGAUGAUGUAUGGAAAGUAAAUUUUUGGGAGGCGAUAGAACAUGUUUUACCGGAUAAUAAAGGCGGAAGAAUAGUGAUCACCACGAGGAUUAAAGAUGUUGCUGAUUUUUGCAAAAAGUCUUCUUAUGUUCAUGUUUACCGUUUGCAACCUCUGCCUCCAAACAAGGCAUGGGAAUUGUUUUGUAGAAGGGCAUUUCAAUAUGAAUUGGAGGGGAACUGCCCUGCAGAUUUGAAAGAUUUGUCUCUUGAAUUCGUUAGAAAGUGCGAAGGAUUGCCUUUGGCAAUUGUUUCCAUAGGUGGUCUGCUGUCAACAAAAGUUAAAGUUGUGUCUGAAUGGCAGAAGUUAUACAAUAGCUUAAGUUCAGAGUUAGAAAGCAAUCCCCACCUUACAAGCCUCACAAGAAUUCUAUCCUUCAGCUAUCAUCAUCUACCGUAUCACCUUAAAUCAUGUGUCUUGUACUUUGGCAUCUUUCCCGAGGACUACUCAAUUAGUUGCAUAAGACUAGUUCGGUUGUGGAUCGCUGAAGGCUUUGUGAAACCGAAGAGGGGCAAGACAUUAGAAGAGGUUGCAGAGGAAUACUUGACUGAACUGAUACAUAGAAGCCUGGUGCAAGUGUCACAGGUUUGGAUCGAUGGGAAAGCUAGAAGCUGUCGAGUCCAUGAUCUGAUGCGCGAAGUGCUCCUUAGAAAAGCGGUGGAUUCAAAUUUCUGUCAUGUGUUAUCAGAAAAUGAGUCAACAUUAAAGCCAGUAACUCGACGCCUCUUGAUAGACAGCACGCCCUAUGAUGCCUUGGGAAUCAUUGAACAGUCUCGCAUUCGUUCUUUAUUUACUUUCAACCGAGAACAAUGGCCCGAGUCUUUUCUCAGUACACUGAGUGGAAACUUUAAACUUAUGAAAAUAUUGGAUUUUGCAGAUGCUCCCCUGAAUCAUCUUCCGAAGUAUGUGGGGGAUUUGCAUCUCUUGAAGUACUUAAGCCUAAGGAAUACAAAGGUGAAGUUGCUUCCAGAGUCCAUAUGUAAUCUGCAAAACUUAGAAACCCUGGAUUUAAAACAGUCUCUGGUGUAUGAAAUACCAGCCAAGAUCAAUAAGCUUCUAAGGUUGCGACAUCUUUUGGCCCAUUAUACUGACCCCAGCAUAGAUUUCAGCAUGAUCAGUUACGAACGAGGAGUGAAAGUACAUGAUGGUAUUGGAUGCUUACAAGCUUUGCAAAAGUUAUACCAUGUGGAAACAAAUCACGGCGGAAUCAACCUAAUUAAAGCAUUGGAAAAGUUGAGGCAGCUGCGAAAGUUGGGCCUGAAAAACUUGAAACGUGAAUAUGGACAAGCUCUAUGUGCUUCGAUUGAAAAGAUGAACCACCUUGAAACUCUAGAAGUAAGCACAAUAAGUGAAGAUGAAGUCCUUGACCUGCAAUCCAUUUCAACUCCACCCGAAUCUAUUCGGUUUCUCUACUUGAAGGGGCCUCUAGAGAAGUUGCCAAGUUGGAUUCCAAAGCUUCAACAACUUGUCAGGCUACGAAUUUUUUGGUCAAGGUUGACAGAUGCCCCACUGAAAGCCCUUCAAAACCUUCCUAAUUUGGUAGAGCUUGGGUUCUCAUACAAUGCAUAUGAUGGUGUGCAACUGCAUUUUGAGGGAGGCUUUAAGGAACUCAGGGUGUUGAAACUCAAGCACUUGCCCAGACUAAACUCAUUGAUCAUAGACAAUGGGGCUAUGCCUCUUCUCCGAGAGCUACAAAUUGGGCCUUCCCCACAACUGAAGGAGGUGCCCUCUGGCAUCCAGCACCUCAGAAAUCUAAGCUCUCUUAGAUUUGUUGACACGCCAAAAGAGUUCCCACAACAUAUGGAUCCAAAUAAUGGCCAACAUUAUUGGAUUGUUGAACAUAUACAAGAUGUUCUUUUUAGUUACAAGUUGGGACCAAGAUGCGGUGUAUUUGAAACUCACGCCCUGCAUGAUUCCAAUUGGUGAAAGCCUAUCGACAGGUGAGUUUUAAUCCCAGAACACCCCAUAUAACUCACAAGGCUCAAAUGAAAUCGCCAAAUGUCAUUGUUGACAUGAUCUCUGUUAUUCUUUAUUAUUAUCAACUGUUUUAGAUGUUUGCUUUGUAUGAAAACAAAAAAUAAAAACUUCAUUCAUGUUUGUGAGGA
Molecule: messenger RNA, 3116 nt
Organism: Pyrus x bretschneideri (Chinese white pear)
Lineage: Eukaryota; Viridiplantae; Streptophyta; Magnoliopsida; Rosales; Rosaceae
Product: disease resistance protein RPM1-like
Exons: 1
Coding region: 106-2937 (943 amino acids)
Biological process (GO): defense response to other organism
Molecular function (GO): ADP binding
Source: RefSeq, a predicted model, not a curated record